Molecule: messenger RNA, 459 nt
Organism: Exophiala aquamarina CBS 119918
Lineage: Eukaryota; Fungi; Ascomycota; Eurotiomycetes; Chaetothyriales; Herpotrichiellaceae
Exons: 1
Coding region: 1-459 (152 amino acids)
Source: RefSeq, a predicted model, not a curated record
AUGGCAGCCAUCCAUCGUCCAGCUCAUUUAACACAUCAUGCAGCCAAAAUUGCCUCAGCUGCUGCUCUGGAAAAAGCCAAGGAGAUCGGGGUUCCCAUGAACAUUGCCAUCGUUGACGCUUCUCUCUAUCUCCUCCAUUUCGAGAGAAUGCCGGGCGCCAAAUUGACAUCCAUUGAUAUUGCCAUGAACAAGGCUUUCACGGCCGCUGGUCACCGAGCUCCUACCUCCAUCUACAAGGAGAAUGUCUGGCCGGGCGGUGCUGCAUUUGGAUUGAAUAACAGCAACAAUGGCCGAUUCAUGUACGUUGCAGGCGGCAUUCCGAUCGUUGUAGAGGGUGAGGUCAUCGGUGCCAUCGGAUGCAGCACUGGCACUCCCGCCCAGGACUCUCAAGUGUCUCAGGCCGGAGUGGAUGCUAUUCUUGAGUAUAUCAAGAAACAGGCUUCUAAGCCAAAAUUAUAA